CUCCUCCACUGUGGGGCUGAUAAAUACCACUCUGUGUGCGUGGAUCGGUCUUCUCUAUCAGUCCAGUCACUGCUGGGAGGCUGCCUCCACUUCUGUUGUCAUAGCUGUUUGACACAAAAAAGACUCAAGAUGACUCAUCAGUUCCCCUCACUGUCCCCGGAGCAGAAGAAGGAGCUCGCUGACAUUGCUCAGAGAAUUGUGGCUCCAGGAAAAGGAAUCCUGGCCGCAGAUGAAUCAACAGGCACCAUGGGGAAGCGCCUCCAGAAAAUCAACGUGGAGAACAACGAGGAGAACCGUCGCUGCUUCCGUGACAUCCUCUUCUCCUCAGAUGCCUCCAUCUCCAACUGUGUGGGUGGUGUGAUCUUUUUCCAUGAGACGCUUUAUCAGAAGUCAGACAACGGCAAGUUCUUCCCUCAGGUCGUCAAGGAUAAGGGCAUUGUCGUUGGCAUCAAGGUGGACAAAGGCACAGCUGGUCUGAAUGGAACAGAUGGCGAAACCACCACACAAGGUCUUGAUGGCCUCUCUGAGCGCUGCGCCCAGUACAAGAAAGAUGGGUGUGACUUCGCCAAAUGGAGGUGUGUGCUCAAGAUCUCAGACGGCUGCCCAUCAGCUCUUGGCAUUGCAGAGAAUGCUAAUGUUCUUGCCAGAUAUGCUAGCAUCUGCCAACAGAAUGGCCUGGUGCCUAUUGUGGAGCCAGAGAUCCUGCCUGAUGGAGACCAUGACCUUCAGCGCUGCCAGUACGUCACAGAAAAGGUUCUGGCUGCAGUGUACAAGGCUCUGUCUGACCACCACGUCUACCUGGAGGGCACUCUGCUGAAGCCCAACAUGGUUACUGCUGGACACUCCUGCCCCAAGAAAUUCACCCCUCAGGAGGUUGCCAUGGCAACAGUGACCGCUCUGAGGCGCACCGUCCCAGCUGCUGUGCCAGGCAUCUGCUUCCUGUCCGGAGGCCAGAGUGAAGAGGAAGCCUCCAUCAACCUCAGCGCCAUCAACCAGGUGCCUCUCCAUCGCCCCUGGAAACUGACCUUCUCUUACGGACGUGCUCUCCAGGCUUCAGCUCUUGCAGCCUGGCAGGGCAAAGCUGCCAACAAAAAAGCUGCACAGGACGCUUUCUGCACAAGGGCCAAGAUCAAUGGCCUGGCUGCCAAAGGAGAGUACAAACCCAGCGGAUCAGCUGACCAGGCCUCCAUGCAGUCCCUGUACACCGCCAGCUACGUCUAUUAAACACUAUGAACACUCAACCUGAACAUUGCACAUGGACCAAAUAUGAUGACCAAAAAUGCCUCUGCUAGACGUGAUUCCUCCUGAGCCACAGACACCUGAGGAAGAAAUCUAUUAUAAUGUGGAAAUACUGUAUGUCUGCUCAGUGACACGACAAAUAAAUUAAGUUACCAAACUG
Sphaeramia orbicularis (orbiculate cardinalfish) is the source of this 1399-nucleotide messenger RNA. RefSeq names its product aldolase b, fructose-bisphosphate (gene aldob). Gene Ontology annotation, biological process: glycolytic process. NCBI's taxonomy places the organism in Eukaryota, Metazoa, Chordata, Actinopteri, Kurtiformes, Apogonidae. Bases 130 to 1224 code for a protein of 364 amino acids. Gene Ontology annotation, molecular function: fructose-bisphosphate aldolase activity. The record is from RefSeq and is a predicted model, not a curated record. The transcript has 9 exons.